AUGGAAAAGUCGGGGACCCUGCGGGCGCGCCUGCAGGGGCGCAGCGCGGGCAAACACGCAGCGCACAGGUUUGACGUCUCCACUGUCUAUCCCAACCAGAAGAAGUUCAGCGCCUUCAGGGAGGCCCCGUACUCCAGGGUUUACUCUGUGGAUGUGCCCACAGCUCAGAGCUUGAAUCAGAGCUGGGGCCUCAAUGUGUUUGAUAAACGCAGGACUCUUGGAGAGGACUUGCUCUGUGGGUGGACUCGUGGGUGUGGCUGGCCUCGCUCUGACUGUGCUCUGACUCAGUCCCACAUAGGACCUGGGACCUAUGGUUGCAAGGAGACCUGCUUCCGCAUCAAGAAGUUGAAGAAGGAGGUGGGCACAGGCUGCGCCAAGGCCCAGGAAGCCACCUGGCUGACGCAGCUGCCCCACUUCCAGUACCGGGCCAUCCUGAAAGAGAAGCGGCAGCAGAAGGAAGAGCUGGGGCCUGGCUCCUACAACUCCAAAGACUUCUUAGAAGAGUUGCAGGAGAAACCGGGCAGCACCCGGGGGCUGCUCAGCUCCGGGGAGAUUCGCUUCCGAGGACUCAUUGGGAACUACUAUCCAGGCCCUGGAAAUUAUGGGGAGAAGGGCAACCCGUACACGAAGCUGGAGGAGAGUGCCUGGAACCGGUCUCAUUCCAAGGGCCUCAUGUGCAGGAUGACCAACAAGCCGCCCCCCUUGGCUCAUCAGGGGAGCAGUCUGGCACUGGGCACCUACACCUUCAAAAGUGGCAUCGAGGCGUACCUGGCGCGACCCAUGGGCACCCGCGGCCUCUGUGACACUUUCUCGGGGGCCAAAGCAAAGCCAAUACCAUAUUCUUGUUCCUCCUCUGUUUCUCAGAAAAAACGGCCCAGGGAACUGAUGAAUUUCAAGAGCUUCGCGGAAGAACUUAACUCACGUCACAAUAAGAAGCGUGGAGUUUUUUCAAAAGUUCCCCGCAACCCGGAAGCCCCUCCAGAAAGAAUUUAUUGGGCCACACUUAGCCAGUGUCCCCCAAAACUAGCCAUGUCUGGUCCCAGUACGUGGCUUCCUCCAGAGAAGGAAUGCAAACACAUCAACCAACCACCGUUCCUGCUGUCUCCCAAGCGGAUAGGCAUAAAGGCCUCCCCGAUGAUUCUGGGAACCUGGAACCCCGUGGGUGUGGGUCGCUACCUCAACACCCAGCUGAUGGAGACAAAGGACCAUCGGCAGCGAUACCGGUCCCUGUUCAUGGGUGGAUCCAAGCGCUACCUCUCGGACCCAGCCCGGGACAGGCUCAUGCAGGAAAGAAUCACACCUUUUACUAGGGGGAAGUGCUCUCCAGCUGUGGAUUACAAUUCAGAUCCUAUUCCUUAAAGUCGCACAUGAAGGACAGCCUGCAGUGACCGGAGGACCCAAAGGCCUGAAGACAGAUCUGGGGAUGGGAGGGUAGGAGUGGGAAUGGGGGGUCUUGGAGAAAGGACACAUGGGAAUGCCUGGAAGAGGGGAGAGGUGUGGUGGGAUCACUUUUGCUGGAGAUGUCUACCGGGAGGUCGUGAUGUCUGCUGGGCCAGAUAUCUUUUGAUAUGAGAGAUCAAUUAUCCUGAGAAUUGGCUACUGACAUGAACAUGGGAGCCAGACAGCAGAUGGACUAAAGGGGUGGAAUGUGGUUGACACUCUUGGAACCCCUUUUAUUCUAAAGCCAAAGUCCUUGGAUCCCUGAUCAGUAAAACCCAAAGAGAGUUGGGAGAGUGGAGCUUAUGUCCUAAGGUGGCUGUAGGCCCUCUCUGGGAAUACUCCAUCUCCAUCCCAGGAUGCUCCUGGAAGCUCAGCAGGGCCAAAUGCCAUGAGGAGGCUGCUGACCUCCAGGAAUCAUGCAGCCAUUGGGAACAAACAGUUCCACUCCCAAAGUCAGAACUCGUGGGCACGCCAGUCUAGCCCAGAGGUGGGUCUGUGCGGGUUGGUCACAAUGUCCUGAGCUUCUGCCCUCAAUGUUUUUGGACAGUGAGAGAUUGGGUGGGAUGGCAGGAGUGUGUUGUCUUUAGAAAAGAGGAGACAGACUCACAACCUCAGCCACAAAACUCACAUAAUGAUAAAAAAUACUUCAAACAAUCUUAAGAGCAUGAGUGCCUUACAGAAGUUACUUCGUCACUCAUGUCAAAAUGACUGUUUUGGGAGAAGUAAAACUGAAUUUAUUCACAGGCAUGUGGUCUAUCGAAAAAAAGAUACUACUGAAUCCUCAAAAAGGUUGAUAAGCCAAACUAGGUGCAAGUAGGUCUAAUAAGUCUGCAACGUUUCAGGAAAUAAGAUCAAAUACCCAAAUCAAAUAUUGCUAUACACUAGCAAUAAACAACCAAAAACUGAAAAUGCCAUAUAUAAUAGCAUCAAAACUAUCAAAUACUUAGGUAUAAAUUU
Messenger RNA from Aethalodelphis obliquidens (Pacific white-sided dolphin), 2397 nucleotides. It is a transcript of the gene CIMAP2, whose product is annotated as ciliary microtubule associated protein 2. Lineage: Eukaryota; Metazoa; Chordata; Mammalia; Artiodactyla; Delphinidae. The transcript is spliced from 12 exons. The record is from RefSeq and is a predicted model, not a curated record. The coding region runs from base 1 to 1359 and encodes 452 amino acids.